AUGGCCAAAGGCUCGGCAAUGAAAGCGGUUUCUGCGCAUGCCCAACCGGAAAGAAUUCUCCGUCCCGCAAAGAUGUUCGCCGACCAUGGAGUCGAGAUUGAGGCAAUCUACCAGCUCUGUCUGCGCCUCUGCUCCCGUGCCGAAAACAUCAUCAAGGACCUUCGAGCCCCUGGCCCAACCCUGCCGUCGAGGCUCGACCAUCCUGUGGAUACAGACAUUGAAUGGCAGACUAUUUUUGCCAACUAUCAACAUUACCCCCCGGCACAGAUGUCACUGUCAGACACUAACUUCUGGUUCAAUAAUCUCUAA
This is a messenger RNA of Fonsecaea nubica, 309 nucleotides long. RefSeq lists its product as hypothetical. The transcript has a single exon. NCBI's taxonomy places the organism in Eukaryota, Fungi, Ascomycota, Eurotiomycetes, Chaetothyriales, Herpotrichiellaceae. The coding region runs from base 1 to 309 and encodes 102 amino acids. The record is from RefSeq and is a predicted model, not a curated record.